AUGCCGGAGUCUGAUGAAGAUGCUCGUGAAGCAGUGGAGAAGGUUUUUGGAGUGCGACCCUGCUUAUGGCAACUGAAAGCAGCUCGAAUGAUCCUCGGAGGACAAGACACUUUAACAAUUGCACCAACUGGGUCCGGAAAAACUCUGAGCUACUGGCUUGCACUGGUUUUUGUACCGGAAGGGACCAUCGUAGUUGUCACACCUCUGAAAGAUCUCGGCUCUCAAUUCGAAAAUGAACUGAAGCAAAAGGGUUUUUGUGCUCUCAAUGUCACAGGGAAUAUUACCACGAAUAAUCUUUAUAAGGACAUUGCCUCACUGAAGUACCGGGUGGUCAUUUUCAGUCCCGAAAGUAUUGUUAAUGAUAGCCGUUUUGAUGAUCUGCUCAGCAACCGAAAAUUCAUGCGGUCUGUGAUCAGCUUUGUAUUUGACGAGGCUCAUGUCAUUGAACAGUGGGGUGGAGCCUUUCGGCCAGAAUAUCAGAAGCUUGGGCCGCUCCGAUAUACAAUGGUGCGACAUGUGCCAUACCAAUUAGGGUCGGCAACACUUCCGCCAAUCAUUGCUCAGAAAUUGACUGGACAUCUGCAUCUCGGUCAGGACACCAAAACCAUACGGCUGGACACCGAUUGGAAAAACAUAUUUCUAUGUGUACAGCGUAUGAAACACCCCUUGAGUUCCUACCGCGAUCUUGCACCGCUAUUGCAAACAUCCAAAAAAUUUAUUGUUUUCUUCAACUCGCGAAACACUGCUCAAGAUGGUGCCCGAUUUCUGCGGUCAUGUCUGCCCAUACAUGAAAUGAACAAUAUUACAUGGGUACACUCCGGCAUGUCAUAUGACUUUCGGCGGGAGGAAAUUGGCGCAUUGAAGGCAGGUCUAUGA
Lentinula edodes (shiitake mushroom) is the source of this 876-nucleotide messenger RNA. Its product is annotated as P-loop containing nucleoside triphosphate hydrolase protein. Gene Ontology annotation, biological process: double-strand break repair via homologous recombination. Gene Ontology annotation, molecular function: four-way junction helicase activity; 3'-5' DNA helicase activity; nucleic acid binding. The record is from RefSeq and is a predicted model, not a curated record. Gene Ontology annotation, cellular component: chromosome; nucleus; cytoplasm. The coding region runs from base 1 to 876 and encodes 291 amino acids. The transcript has 2 exons. Lineage: Eukaryota; Fungi; Basidiomycota; Agaricomycetes; Agaricales; Omphalotaceae.